Molecule: messenger RNA, 2365 nt
Organism: Sclerotinia trifoliorum
Lineage: Eukaryota; Fungi; Ascomycota; Leotiomycetes; Helotiales; Sclerotiniaceae
Source: the annotation of a GenBank genome assembly
CGUUGCCUGAUGAGAUCUACUAUAGAUCCCCUUACCAAUAACAUAAUCUUACCCAAGUAAAUAGAUUGAUUAUUUCAUCAUAACAUUCAAUCCCAAACUUACCAUCUACGUUCCAAUGCUUGUCUUUCAUUCUCUUCAUUUCUUGGAUCGUUGAUGGCAUACUUUUUGGUUUUCCUUUUCCCUUAUCAACCCAUUGGAUUUACUUUCUUGUCUCGUCACCAAGACGUCAUUAAACCGCAUUUUGAUCAACGCCAGGGGAAUCAUCAUGGCAGCGAAGCAACUUCCAGCAGUUCUUCGCAUCACAUCCAGCGCUACGAACCAAGAUGAAGUUUUCCUCCUUCUCGUCGAAUCUGCCGGGUCACGACCUUUGGAUGUAAAGUUAAUUGGGACCGAUGGUGAACUCGUAUUUGCAGUCUCAUGUAAGCUCCGACCCUGAUCAUCCCGUGCUGGGGGUCCCUGAUUUCAAACCCGGAUUUUGGAGUUCAUGCGUUAAUUGCGGGACCUAAAACUAACUUCAUCUAUUUUUGUCUAGUGAAGCACAGCAAGAUAUCUACACUCAAGGCAAAAAACUCUCCAUAUACCGAUGAAGAAUGGUCUCUUGUAUUGUCAUCCAUCCUGCUACAUGAGCCGCCGAAGGAAGAAGAAGGGAAUGUGACAAGAGGGGUUGAAAUUCAUGCUAAAGUGGAGAAGAAAGCCAUGACCCUUGUGAUCCAAAAGGUCAUUGAAGGGAUCAGGGUACGUUUCUUCUUCGUCAUUAUAUUGACAAAUUUUAUCAGAUUAGAUACUAAAUAUAUACCAGCAACGCCUUGGCACAAUCAAACUAGAUGAAACAGAGGAAGAAGAAAUUAGUCUCUUCGAUUGGUGCGCUCUGGCAACAAAAUCGGCAGAUUCGUCAAAGGAUGAACUGGAAGCGUUACGGAUCAAGUAUAGCGAACAACAGGAAACAUUAAAGAAACUGAAUGAGAAUUUCAGGGAAUUAACCAAACGAAAGUCCGACCAUGAGAACCAACUUUUGGGGAAAUUUAGCCUCAUGUUCAACGAGAAGAAGCUCAAAGUGAGGGACCAACAAAGAUUAUUAGCGGGCGCCAAAGUCGAUCCAGACAAGGUCGAGGCAGUCCAAAAUAUAAGAUCUGGGAAGUCUCGAACCGCCGGCGCAUCGAGAAGUGGAAAGCGUAAAGCUGCAAAAGAAGUACAGCCUGGAAGCUCAGAUUCCGAUGAUGCAUUUGAAAAGAUGGAUGUCGACCAAAGUCAAGAUGAGAAUGAUAUCGCGGACGAAUCAGACCAACCAAAAAUCCAAACCCCUGAUCAAUCGGACGAGGAAACUGAUACGGAAGAUGAGCAGGCGCCACACCCAGAGUCUCACCAGUCCGUGAGUAAAUAUGUUGUUCAAGAUAAAUCUGAUGAGGAAAUGCAAACAGCGCCGAGACCAACAGAAACAACAAAAAUCGCAGAGCUACCGGCUAAAAGAGAAUUACCGUUCGAAAAAAAGUCAGCGCCCGUACCUGCGUCCAAGCCUGCAAAUGAUGGAUCUGAGACGGAAUCGGGCUCGGACGAUGAGUUAUGAUCCCAUGUUCUAUUUCGAUACCGGUUCUCAUACGAAGGACUACGAAUCAAGUCAAAGGAAUAUCUUAAACUGUCUCGUCGAUAUCAUGUGCUACACCUAUGUGAUUGGCCCUCAAUAAUAUGACUUCUCCGAGGCGCAUAUUAUAUGCAAAUCAUUAUCGCGAAUUCAGAUCUUCAAAUCCUACUCAUCCACUUCAUACAAUUCGGUUAUCCAAAGUUAAAGCUCCACAGUGACUCGUGCGUAUCCCUGACAACCACAAUCUCAAGCGGGAUUGACGAUAUCACGGUGGGGUGGGGUGUAAUUCUGCGUGCUGCAUGCACAGGUGGGGUCGUGAAUACCUAGGCCUGCACGGGAGCUAUGCACCACGGGAGUGUGGAUAUCACACCGACAUUCUCAAUUUGCUGGUAAGAGGGGCGUUACCAGGCGGUGAUUGUGUGGCGGGUGAUAUAAGGCAAAGGCUGGACUUUUGUCAGUGGCUGGUUGGUGUAAUAAAUUUUGAAGGGCUGGGUGCGGUAAUGACAGUGGUCAACAUCUGGUGUGUGCGGCGAAGUGGUAGAGCUUACUGAGUGCGAAAAUAUGGAGAAGGCACAUAAUUGCCAGCCUUUUUUGUUUCUAUGGCAAUGCUAUUUUUGUUUUGUACAUACAUAUGACCGAUAUUCCAUAACUGUUUAGUGACAGGCUAUAAAGGCGCGAGGAUAUUGACAUAUUGUUAAUACAUGAAGGAUGGUUCCUUCAAUUUAAUCUCAAAACCUUAUCACCGAUCAAAAUAGCCCAGCCCGUCCUCGUUGUCCACAUGUCCAU